This is a messenger RNA of Lemur catta (Ring-tailed lemur), 3655 nucleotides long. RefSeq names its product transglutaminase 2 (gene TGM2). Gene Ontology annotation, biological process: peptide cross-linking. The transcript has 13 exons. The coding region runs from base 99 to 2174 and encodes 691 amino acids. The record is from RefSeq and is a predicted model, not a curated record. NCBI's taxonomy places the organism in Eukaryota, Metazoa, Chordata, Mammalia, Primates, Lemuridae. Gene Ontology annotation, molecular function: protein-glutamine gamma-glutamyltransferase activity.
CCGCUCUCAGCCGCCGCAGCACCGCUGCUAGUGGUCGGCACUCGGAGGAGCGUCCCGCCGCCAGCGGAAGGAGCCACAGCCGCUGCCCCCGCCUGACCAUGGACGAGGAGCUGAUCCUGGAGAGGUGCGAUCUGGAGCUGGAGGCCAAUGGCCGCGACCACCACACUGCUGACCUGUGCCAGGAGAGGCUGGUGGUGCGGCGCGGCCAGCCCUUCCCGCUGACGCUGCACUUCGAGGACCGCAGCUACGAGCCCACAGUGGACACUCUCACCUUCACUGCCGAGAACGGGCCAGACCCCAGAGAGGAGGCCGGGACCAGGGCCCGCUUCGAGCUGAAGGAUGCUAACACUAUGGACGAGGCUGGCUGGACGGCCUGCGUGGUGGACCAGGAGGACAAUGUCCUCUCGCUGCAGAUCAAGGCCGUGGCCAACGCCCCCAUCGGCCUGUACCGCCUCGACCUGGACAUCUCCAGCGGCACCCAGGGCUCCGGCUUUCAUCUGGGCUACUUCAUCCUGCUCUUCAAUCCCUGGUGCCCAGAGGACGCUGUGUACCUGGAGUCGGAGGAGCAGCGGCAGGAGUAUGUCCUCAACCAGCAGGGCUUCAUCUACCAGGGCUCUUCCAGGUUCAUCAAUAGCGUACCUUGGAACUUUGGACAGUUUGAAAAUGGGAUCCUGGACAUCUGCCUGGCGCUCUUGGAUGUCAACCCCAAGUUCCUGGAGAAUGCCGGCCAGGACUGCUCCAGCCGCAGCAGCCCCGUCUACGUGGCCCGGGUGGUGAGCGCCAUGGUCAACUGCAACGAUGACCAGGGCGUGCUGCUGGGACGCUGGGACAAUGACUAUAAGGAUGGCGUCAGCCCCACGUCCUGGCUCGGCAGCGUGGACAUCCUGCGGCGCUGGAAGACCUCCGGCUACAACCCUGUCAAGUACGGCCAGUGCUGGGUCUUCGCCUCCGUGGCCUGCACAGUGCUGCGGUGCCUCGGUGUCCCCACCCGAGUCGUGACCAACUAUAACUCAGCCCACGACCAGAACAGCAACCUUCUCAUCGAGUACUAUCGCAAUGAGUCCGGGGAGGUCCAGGGGAACGGGAGCGAGAUGAUCUGGAACUACCACUGCUGGGUGGAGUCAUGGAUGACCAGACCAGACCUCGAGCAGGGCUAUGAGGGCUGGCAGGCCCUGGACCCAACGCCCCAGGAGAAGAGCGAAGGGAUAUACUGCUGUGGCCCGGUUUCGGUUCGUGCCAUCAAGGAGGGCGACCUGAAGACCAAGUACGAUGCACCUUUUGUCUUUGCCGAGGUCAAUGCGGAAGUGGUGGACUGGAUCCUUCAGGAAGACGGGACCAUGCACAAGUCCAUCAACCGUUCCACAGUCGUGGGGCAGAAUAUCAGUACCAAGGGCCUGGGCAGCGACGAGCGGGAGGACAUCACCCUGAACUACAAAUACCCAGAGGGGUCCCCAGAGGAGAGGAGAGUCUUGACGAAGGCCAACCUCCUGAACAAACUGGAAGACAAGGAGAAGGAGGAGACAGGGGUGGACAUGCGGAUCCGCGUGAGCCAGAGGAUGAACAUGGGCAGUGACUUUGAUGUCUUUGCCCACAUCGCCAACAACACUUCCAAGAGCCACACCUGCCGCCUCCGGCUCCGUGCCCGCACUAUCAGCUACAAUGGCAUCAUGGGGCCCGAGUGUGCCACCAAAGACCUACUGAAUCUCACCCUGGACCCCUUCUCUGAGAAGGACAUUGCCUUCCGCAUCCUCUACAAGAAUUACGGUAACUGGCUGAUGGGGUCGAACCUCAUCAAGGUGCGGGGCCUCCUUGUGGACUUGCAUACCAACAGCUACCUGCUGGCCGAGAGGGACCUCUACCUGGAGAAUCCAGAAAUCAAGAUUCGGGUCCUGGGAGAGCCCAAGCAGAACCGGAAGCUGGUGGCUGAGGUGUCCCUGCGGAACCCGCUCACUGUGCCCCUGCUGGACUGCACCUUCACCGUGGAGGGGGCCGGCCUGAUGCAGAGGCAGAAGAUCAUACUGCUCUCAAAACCCCUGCAGCCAGGGGAGGACAUCAAGGUGAGAAUAGACCUGCUGCCGCUCCAGUCGGGCCGCCGCAAGCUGGUGGUGAACUUCGAGUGCGACAAGCUGAAGUCCGUGAAGGGCUACCGGAACAUCAUCAUUGGCCCCCGCUAAGGGGCCCUGUGCCCGGCCUCAGCUCAGCCUGCUGGGAGCCCCCAGCCUGACCCAAUCUUUAUCCCAAGCUAAUGAGCAAAAUUUGUCCCUUCUUGGGCCCCAGACCCCAGGGCGGGACGGGCUGCCUGUGGGGGCUCUUUGGCAUGGAAUGGACUUCUGGACUUUCUUGGCCAUAGCCCCUUGGAGCAGCCAAUAAAGGGCCAGUGGGCCCCUGGGCUGGAUGGAGGAAUUCAGCUAGACUGUGUCCUGUACCCCUCCCCCGGACUGCACCCAGGCCCCAGGGCCCUUGGGAGAGCCAGAGCCAGGUGGGGACACCCCAGCAGCCCUGGCCCAAUGUGAGGCACUUACUAUGUGCCAGGCACCUCCUGCACUUGCUGGCCCUCACUCACAGGGCUGCCGCCCCCUUAACCACCACGGGAAACUGCAGGGUGGGAGCUGCUUUCUGGAUGAGGAAACCAAGGCUCGGGGACAGGAGGGGCCCACCCCCACCAGUGGCUCGUGGUUACGUAUAAGGCCCAGAAGCAGAGCCCGAGCCUCUGACUCUGAGUCCAGUGCUCUGGCACAUCUCAGCCUGACCUGACAAUGUCACAGAGGCCAUUUGGCAUCUGCCCAGAAAAAGCCCAGAUGAGGCAAGGAGGUGGGGAGGGGAUUGGCGGUCGGGGGGUCAGAGCCCUGGGUUCAAGCCCCAGGUCUGGCCAGGCACGGCUUUCCCUCUCUGGGCCUCAGUUUCCUCACUGGUCAGAGGAGUGAUUAAACCGGCUCAUCUCUGAGGUCCCCUCAGCUCUGCAAUUCUGAUGCUUUUAUGUGGCCCAGCCGUGUGAAUAACCACGAGGCCCACUCCCUGCCCCACAGAGCCUUAGCCCCCCGGCUCAGGAUGUUUCUGACAGUGAAACCGUGACUGUGACCCCAUCCAGACCCCAGCCCUGUCCUGGUCCCCCACCUGUGCCCGGUACUUCCCUUCAGAUCUCAGCUCUAGGAGAGAAGAGCCAUGAAUGCCACUGUCCUACCUGUGGGCCUGCCUGUCACAACACCUGGCCUUCACGGGAGCCUUAGCUGUCCCUGCUGGUCACUAACCAGCAAGGUCCCCUCCUUGCAGGGCCUGGGCACCCAAACACAGCCCUUACCCCUGGGUCAACUUAGCGAGCCCAAGAAUUGUCACCUCUGAUUUUAUCUCCUGCUCUUUCUACAUGGCUGGGCACCCUCAGGCUGGAAGGAUUCUCUGUUGGGGUGAGGUCACAGCCUCCAGGGCGCCCAGAAUGCCAGAGAGGGACUUGGGGAAAAUCACGCUGUUGUGCUUAGAACUUUCUGCUUUGCACAGGGAAGAAUCACAAAAUCAGCCGACAUGUACAUUUUCUAUAUAAAUAUAGCUCUAUUUCUCUAUGAUUUUAUAAAACCUUCUGGGUUCCAAGCAGGCAGUAGAUGUGCUUCUGAACCACAAGGAGCAAACACUGAAAUAAAAGAGUUUAUUUUUCACAUUCAAA